Messenger RNA from Ylistrum balloti, 20088 nucleotides. Its product is annotated as midasin-like. Bases 1 to 17412 code for a protein of 5803 amino acids. Gene Ontology annotation, molecular function: ATP hydrolysis activity; ATP binding. The record is from RefSeq and is a predicted model, not a curated record. The transcript is spliced from 103 exons. Gene Ontology annotation, biological process: ribosomal large subunit assembly; rRNA processing. Gene Ontology annotation, cellular component: preribosome, large subunit precursor; nucleus. Lineage: Eukaryota; Metazoa; Mollusca; Bivalvia; Pectinida; Pectinidae.
AUGUCUACAUUGAAGAAAAAGCAAGACUUGCUUGAAAAACUUGCCCGUCUCUUUUUGGAUCCAUUGUAUACAAGGAAGGUAUGCCAGGUUUGUCGCAUUAUUAUCCUCGACAUUGUGGCAAGGGCCAGAGAAAAGGCAGAGGAUGAGAUGCUGCAUCAACAAGGGGAUCACAAGAACGAUCAGUUCGGUCAUGCUCUGAGCAUGGCCGUUACACAAUGUCCAGUCUUACAAAGUUACACCCUUACUUACCUCAGUCAUGGUGGUUUGUACCUUACUGUACCACCUAAAACAAAACACAAGAUGAUUGCUGAAUCAGAGAAACAGCGAGUUUAUAGACUGAUGGAGAUGAUCUGGAGGUUUGUCCAUGUGUUGGAGAGACGGGUAAGGGAUAUAAUGCCUGUAGACAUCCUCAUGUCUUUUCUCAGUUACUACAAAGAUGAGGCUAGGAUAGUGUGGUUGUGUUCUGACAGUGUGGCCACCAUGUUGGAUAUGACAUCAAGCCAGAGAGAUGCUUUAGUGUGCUCUACAUUGAAUACAGACAAAAAUGGCAGCCUUUCUGCUCUAAAACUACAACAUCAGAAAUGGUGCCGAGACUGUGGGCUGACUGAUCCAGUGAUGGAUGAUUCCUCAGUGGAGUUACCGGUCGAGACCUUUCAGCAGAGUUUAACUGAGAUCAUUAUGGGACUUGACCAGUCAGAUCUCCAUCACAGUGUUGUCAUUGUGGCUGGCAUCCUUUUACCAAGAAUCAACAUUACUGAGGAAACGCCUUGUACAUCAUUCCUUGUACCAGCUGAGUCUCUAGACAACAACCUACGAAGUUUGGCCCUAGCUGUGUCAGCCGGUAGUCCUGUCCUGUUACAGGGACCUGUUGGGAGUGGUAAAACCUCUCUGGUAGAACACCUCGCUCAAUUGACUGGACGGGUCAAAUCACCACACCUGAUGAAGAUCCAACUGGGUGAUCAGACUGACAGCAAGGCAUUGCUGGGGACAUAUCGCUGUACAGACAUCCCUGGAGAGUUUGUGUGGCAGGCUGGUGUAUUGACGCGGGCCGUGACAGAAGGACACUGGGUUUUACUGGAGGAUAUCGACUCCGCCCCUAUGGAUGUUAUCUCAGUCCUUCUGCCCCUUUUAGAGAGACAUGUCUUGUCAGUCCCAGGACAUGGUGAUAACAUCCCCACAGCUCCUGGCUUCCAACUGUUUGCAACCCAGAGAUUGCUAGGCAGUGGGAGUGGUUGGCACAGGCAACAUAGCAGCAGUUCAAUCUUACUAGAGAAGAUGUGGACCAAGGUCAAUGUUGAACCACUCUCAAGGUCAGAAUUGGAGAAGGUAAUUAACACCUUGUACCCACAACUCCAUCCGGUCACGGAGAAGCUGCUGGAUAUUUACUUCAUGCUGUCUGCUGGGAAACAUGAGGCGGGAGUUGAGGACAGCUUGUCUGAUGAGGUUGGCAAGUUCCUAUCACAUGAUGGUCGACUUAUUUCCACUAGAGAUCUUAUGAACUGGUGUAGACGUGUUGCUGCAGAUUUUGAUGUGUCAUCUACGACAACAGCCAAUCAGGUGCUUCAAGAAGCUCUUGACUGUUUUGUUGCAUGUCUCCCAAAACCUAGCAAACGCCUCGUUGUUGCAGAGGCCAUUGGAGCCAAACUAAGCAUCUCAAAGGUCAUGGCUGAAUAUUUCUGCUAUAAGUGUAAACCGGAAGUAAAAGUGACUUCAACAUCUUUUACCUGUGGCCGUGUACAACUAGACAAGAAGGCUGUGGAGGUUGGUUCAGUUCUUAGAUCACCACACAGUACAUUUUCCUUCACACGACAGUCUUCAGCUUUACUGGAACAGGUGUCAGUAUGUGUAGGAAAGAGCGAGCCUGUCCUACUGGUAGGUGAGACAGGAACUGGUAAAACAUCAUCAGUACAAUUUCUGGCUGAACAACUUGGUCAUACACUCAAAGUAAUCAACAUGAACCAGCAGAGUGACAGUUCAGAUCUUCUAGGAGGAUUUAAGCCAGUGGAUAUGAAACAUGUAAUCAGACCUUUCAAGGAGGACUUUGAAAUUCUUUUUUGCUCAACAUUUUCUAGGAAAGAGAACAGCAAGUUUUUGAGUCACAUACAGGAUUGCUUUGCCAAACAGAAGUGGGAGAUGCUGCUGACACUGAUGGAACACACCCUGACUCCAGCCAUACAGCGUUGUAAAACUGCUUUAGACUUAUCAGUUGUGGUUUUUGCAGCUUUAGAUGUAUCAGUUGUGUUUUUUGCAGCUUUAGAUGUAUCAGUUGUGUUUUUUGCAGCUUUAGAUGUAUCAGUUGUGUUUUUUGCAGCUUUAGAUGUAUCAGUUGUGUUUUUUGCAGCUUUAGAUGUAUCAGUUGUGUUUUUUGCAGCUUUAGAUGUAUCAGUUGUGUUUUUUGCAGCUUUAGAUGUAUCAGUUGUGUUUUUUGCAGCUUUAGAUGUAUCAGUUGUGUUUUUUGCAGCUUUAGAUGUAUCAGUUGUGGUUUUUGCAGCUUUAGAUGUAUCAGUUGUGUUUUUUGCAGUUUUAGUCGUAUCAGUUGUGUUUUUUGCAGCUUUAGAUGUAUCAGUUGUGUUUUUUGCAGCUUUAGAUGUAUCAGUUGUGUUUUUUGCAGCUUUAGAUGUAUCAGUUGUGUUUUUUGCAGCUUUAGAUGUAUCAGUUGUGUUUUUUGCAGCUUUAGAUGUAUCAGUUGUGUUUUUUGCAGCUUUAGAUGUAUCAGUUCUGUUUUUUGCAGCUUUAGAUGUAUCAGUUGUGGUUUUUGCAGCUUUAGAUGUAUCAGUUGUGUUUUUUGCAGCUUUAGAUGUAUCAGUUCUGUUUUUUGCAGCUUUAGAUGUAUCAGUUGUGUUUUUUGCAGCUUUAGAUGUAUCAGUUGUGUUUUUUGCAGCUUUAGAUGUAUCAGUUGUGUUUUUUGCAGCUUUAGAUGUAUCAGUUGUGUUUUUUGCAGUUUUAGUCGUAUCAGUUGUGUUUUUUGCAGCUUUAGAUGUAUCAGUUGUGGUUUUUGCAGCUUUAGAUGUAUCAGUUGUGUUUUUUGCAGCUUUAGACUUAUCAGUUGUGGUUUUUGCAGCUUUAGAUGUAUCAGUUCUGUUUUUUGCAGCUUUAGACGUAUCAGUUGUGUUUUUUGCAGUUUUAGAUCAUGGAAAAGAGAAAAACAUUGAGAAACUUGACAAGUGGCUGGAUAUAAGGCGCCGUCUACAACAGCUUAAAGUGCAAAUCAAACAAAAGGAAAAUGUUCUUGCCUUUGCUUUUAUAGAGGGUUCUUUGGUGCGAGCUGUAAGGACAGGAGACUGGGUUCUCCUGGAUGAAAUAAAUCUUGCUGCUGCUGAAACCCUUGAAUGUCUGAGUGGACUUUUGGAAAGUACAACAGGGUCGGUCAUCCUUACGGAAAGAGGGGAUGUUGAACAAGUGGUUCGCCAUCCAGACUUUCGCUUGUUUGCCUGUAUGAACCCAGCAACAGAUGUGGGGAAGAAAGAUCUACCAACUGGAAUCCGUAACAGGUUCACAGAAUUGUAUGUGGAUGAAGCUGAGGAAUCCCAGGAUCUGAAGAUAUUAGUUAGUGACUAUUUAAAGGGGUUAUCACUGUCAGGAGCUCAGCUUGAUGGAAUUGUAAAGUUUUAUCUAACAAUUCGAGGUCAGGCAGCGAAACAUCUUACUGACGGAACAGGCCAUAAACCCCAUUUCAGUUUGAGGACAUUAUGCAGAGCUUUGAGAUAUUCUUCGAAGAACCCAUGUGGUGUUGUCCUACGAUCUCUGUAUGAGGGAUUUUGUCUAAGUUUCCUGACCCAACUUGACCGAGCUUCACACCCAAUGGUGGAGAAGUUAGUUUGUCGUCACAUCCUUGGUAAAGUCAACAUCAGCUCAAUCCUUAAGAAGGACAUUCCUAUGCCUGGAGAUGGAAAAUAUCACUUUGUGGAGGGGUAUUGGAUACCUUUUGGAGCAGCCAAACCAAUUCAACAAGACAAGUACAUAUUAACACCAUCAGUGAGAGCUAACCUCAAGGAUUUGUCCAGAGUUGUGUCGGCAGGACAGCAUCCUGUACUGAUCCAGGGUGAGACAUCAGUAGGUAAAACAAGUCUGGUCACAUGGUUAGCUCAGACAACAGGCAAUGUUUGUGUACGGGUGAACAACCAUGAACACACAGAUCUGCAAGAAUACAUUGGCUCCUACUCUGCAGACCAACAUGGCAAGCUUGUCUUCCAGGAAGGUGUGCUUGUGGAAGCUAUGAGAAAGGGCCAUUGGAUAAUACUAGAUGAGCUGAACCUGGCACCUACUGAUGUAUUGGAAGCUCUUAACAGGUUACUGGAUGACAACCGAGAGCUGUUCAUUGCUGAGACCGAAGAUACUGUAAAGGCACACCCAAAGUUUAUGUUGUUUGCUACCCAGAACCCUCCAGGCCAGUACGGGGGAAGAAAGAUGCUGUCUCGAGCCUUCAGGAAUCGCUUUGUGGAACUUCAUUUUGAUCAGAUUCCAAGUAAGGAACUGGAGACAAUUCUCCAUCAGCGAUGUGACUUACCUAUGUCAUAUGCCAAGCGACUUGUAACCACCAUGUUGGACCUUCAGACAAGGAGGAGAGGAUCAGGGGUAUUUGCUGGUAAACAAGGUUUUAUGACACUGAGGGAUCUAUUUAGAUGGGCUGAGCGAUACAAAUGUAAAAAUGUUGAUACUCAACAGAAGACAUUCUAUGACUGGGACCAACAUAUGGCUGACCAUGGCUACAUGCUACUGGCUGGGAGAGUGAGACGGCCUGAGGAAGUGACCUUGGUACUAGAGGUCAUUCAAAAGCAUCUCAAACGUCCAGUGGACCCAGACAAGUUGUUCACCUUAGGACCAGAUACAUCACCUACAACCAAAACACUACUGAAGGAAGUGACACAGCAGACAGUCUCUGAAUUUGGUCACAUUGUGUGGACAUACAACAUGAAGAGAUUGGCUGUUCUAAUAGGCCAGGCCAUACAGUUCAACGAGCCUGUUUUACUAGUAGGGGAAACGGGGUGUGGAAAGACCACUGUCUGUCAGUUAUACGCUGCUCUGAAGAAAACCAAACUUCGCAAUAUCAAUUGUCAUCUCCACACUGAAAGUGCAGACUUUUUGGGAGGUUUACGACCCUGCAGGUCACAUGACCAAAACAAAGCUGAAGGUGAGCUAAAGCUGUUUGAGUGGGUGGAUGGACCACUUGUUCUUGCCAUGAGAGAAGGUUCAAUGUUUCUAGUGGAUGAGAUCUCUUUAGCAGAUGAUUCUGUUCUGGAGAGAUUAAACAGUGUGUUAGAGCCAGAGAGAACUCUUCUCCUGGCAGAAAAAGGAGGCGGAAACAGUCAUCAUGAUCAAGUGCAUAGUGUUGUUGCUAAAAUGGGGUUCCAGAUUUUUGCGACGAUGAAUCCGGGAGGCGACUUUGGGAAAAAAGAGCUCUCUCCUGCCCUGAGGAACAGGUUUACAGAGAUAUGGUGUGCCCAGACUGAACAAAUGCAGGAUCUGGUGAACAUCAUUGAGCACAACUUAAGAAGUGGGAUUCACUUGUGUAACCAGGAAGAUGGCACCAGUGGAUUUGGUCGGGCAAUGAUGGACUUUAUACACUGGUUCUCUAACGGUGAUAUUACUAAAAGGUGUACAGUGAGUAUACGAGACAUUCUUUCCUGGGUUCACUUCAUCAACAUCUGUUCAAGGACAAUGGAUGAAGAAGGGAUGGAGACAGAUGACCACAGCUACAACAAGCUGGACCCUGCUGUGGCCUUUAUACAUGGGGCAUGUCUUGUAUUCUUAGAUGGACUUGGCUCAGGAACCACAAGUCGAGGGAACGAUUGUGACAUACGACAUUUACGCAAAAUCUCUCUGAAGUUUUUACUUCAACUUGUCAAUCGCUUGACCCACCAAGCCUACACUCUUGCCACGCUUGGCCUCAUUGAUGACACUGGACACCUGGACACAGACAUUCAUACGAGACUGACCACCACUGGACUCUCUAAACUAGACUCUGCUGUGCAGAAAACAGACACACAGUUCUGUAUCCAUCCAUUUGCCAUCAGUCGAGGUGUGAAGAGUUGUGGGGAUCCUGAUGGUUACGCACUUCAGGCACCAACUACUUGUGUGAAUGCCCAAAGAAUACUGCGAGCCCUUCAAUUGACCAGGCCACUCCUCCUGGAGGGCUCACCUGGGGUCGGCAAGACUAGUCUUGUUUCUGCUAUAGCCAAGGCAGCUGGACAGGAACUAGUCCGAAUCAACCUGUCAGAACAAACUGAUGUGACAGAUCUGUUUGGUGCAGACCUACCUGUGGAGGGACAAGAAGGAGCGGUGUUUGCUUGGAGGGAUGGUCCUCUACUACAGGCAUUAAAAGCUGGACAUUGGGUCAUUCUGGAUGAGUUGAACCUUGCAUCCCAGUCAGUGUUGGAGGGUCUAAAUGCUUGUUUGGAUCAUCGUGGUGAGGUGUAUGUACCAGAGUUAGGACAGACGUUCCACAUACAACAUGACAAGACGAGACUGUUUGCCUGUCAGAACCCACUGAAUCAGGGAGGGGGCAGAAAGGGGUUACCAAAGUCGUUCCUCAAUAGAUUUACACAGGUUUAUGUUGAACCGCUGACAAUGGCCGACCUGACCUUCAUUUCCAGGACUAUGUAUCCCUGCAUACCACAGGACCUUCUUACUCACAUGGUCACGUUCAACAUGCAGAUUCAUGAGGAAGUCAGUGUUGAGAAAAGUUGGGGUCAAAAGGGCAGUCCAUGGGAGUUCAACCUGCGAGAUCUCUUUCGAUGGUGUGACCUACUAUGUCAUAAUCAGUCUGUGAGUGGAUUUAAUCCUGGGGAGUAUGUGGGAUUGGUGUACAGAGAGAGACUGAGGACCCUCCAGGACAAAGAUAAGGUGAAGAACUUGUACGAGAGGAUAUUUCCAGACGACCUGCCAUUUUACACUCCCAGUAGAUAUGUAACCAUUUUUGACAGGGUGAUACAGGCAGGCCAUUCCUUCCUCCAAUGUGAAGAGUAUAUGUCUAGGGAGACAACUAGGACACUUUACCUCCUUCAUCACCUACUGGAGCCAAUGGAAGCAGUGAUGAAAUGUGUCCAAAUGAACUGGAUGUCCAUUCUGGUGGGGCCUCAAUCUUGUGGUAAGUCCAGUCUGGUCCAGCUACUGUCCAGCUUGACUGGACAUCACCUACAUGUUCUUGCCAUGAACAGUUCAAUGGACACCACAGAGCUACUAGGCGGAUUUGAACAGGUGGACAUACAGAACCAUGUAGAUAGACUUAUCUACACAACAGAGUCCAUUGUCACAGAUACCACUAUCCUACUGCUCCAAGGUCAGCAUAUCCUUAUGGCUGGAGAGCUGCAACAAUCCUGGAACAGAUUCAGGCAGACUGACAGUACAGAGUUGGGGAAGAAACUAUCAAGUUUGGAGGAACUGGAAUCGGUCAAGGUCAAGGUCACUCAUUUGACCGAGGUUAUCAGCAUUGUUAAACAAUCUCUCCAAAUUGUGACAUCUGACAAAGGAGUCGAGUUUUUGAAGAGGGUAUCAGACUUGGAGUCGGAGGUGACAAAGAUGACCUCCAAGUUGACACUGACUUCUGUAGGGUCAGGUGGUGGCGCAUUUGAAUGGGUUGACAGUAUUUUGGUACAGGCGUUAGAAGUCGGUCACUGGCUUCUCAUUGACAACGUCAACUUCUGCAGUGCCUCAGUCCUAGACAGGCUGAAUGCUCUGUUGGAGCCAAAUGGUGUCCUCAACAUUAAUGAAAGAGGGGUUAUUGAUGGUGCUAUACCUACCAUAAAACCACACCCAGACUUUAGGCUGUUUUUGGCCAUGGAUCCAAAAUUUGGAGAAAUAUCUCGCGCCAUGAGAAACCGAGGAGUAGAGAUCUUCAUCGCAGGCGAGGAGGAUGGGUCAUCAUACAGCCAACAUGAUGUCAAGGUCAUGUUACAAGGUCAAGGACUAGUGAAUGUCAGAGCUUGUGAUUGGCUUAUGUCACUACACGCUGCCAUGAAAGAAAAUAUUUCACUUGGUGAACGGCCUGUCAUUCUGGACCUAAUCAACGUUGCAUUAGUAACACAACAACAGCAAGACAGAGGCAUUUCAUUGGUCAAGGCACUGAUGCAUGCAUCAUGUGAUGUGUAUGUCAAAAAUAUCAGAAGUCUUGUGACAAGAAAGGUAGCUAGACAGCUCUGGGAGGACCACUGUUGUCAACUUAGUGACAUGUCAUCUGAUGAUACAGUGGGAAUUUCCAUGACCAUUAGUAACACAAAAGAUUUCAGUGAAGAUAGACAACUUUCCAAUGUUAAAAUACAUGGACAAACAUUCCUGGGAGUUCUUAAGAGAUGUUUACACUUCCUCAAGAAAAGAGAAUUUUCCAAACUUAGAUGUAAGAUGCAAGAAUUAAGGCAUGCUGGGAUUUUAUUCCUAAAUCUAUCAUCAAGAACUCAAAGACAGCUACAUUUUGAUUGGUUGAUCACCACAAUAAAGCAUGUAUGGCCUGACAAAAGUUGUAUGGUAAAUGUGGAAGAGUUGUCUGCCCUUGAAGUCUCUACAGAACAUCUGGUUGACAGCCUGCAGCCUCUGAUGACAGGAGAGACAGUUGUGGCACUGCCUCAAUACUACCAAAACGAUCUUCUGUCCUGUAACAUUUCAGACCUGUUAGUCAAUGGUCCAGCAGAUGCAAGAUGGAAUCCCCAGGCUGUCCAGCAGUUUUUACACACUUGUCAACAAGCGUCUGAUUAUACCUUCAUGUUCAACAGGUUUCAUAUGAUGCAGACUGCCUUUAUCAAACUGAACUCAGCUUCAUAUGAGGCUUUGCUUGAGAGAUUGAGGGCUUUCACAAAAAAAUCGGCCCUAGGUAGACUAGACCACGCAGAGCUAUGUGAUAUGUAUGUAUUGUUAUCACAAAAGGAGGAACUACUAAAGGUUAUUGUGUCCCUCCAAGUGUCUGAGUACACAGAUGUGGUCAAGGUACUAGAUGCAGUGACGUCGUGGUGUCGACUGUUGGAGGCGUGUGAAGGUUCAAUAACUGGUGAAGAAAUGGAGUACCAUUACAUGACUUUACACUGGCACAUGUUCUACAAGAGGACCUGGCUCCUUCUCAAAGACAGGACACAGCAGCAGGCAGCGAUGGCCUUGACCUUAUGUGAACUGUGUAAAGCAUGUGAUCUGGAGGUUGAGACAGUUGCCAUAGUUACAAAGAAGAAAGUGAAACUUUUGCUUUGUGGUGGUGUAGAAACUAUGAUGACACUGCAGAGGGCCCUAACUGAUGUACUCGGCAACACUCAGUGUAUUGAUGAUGAGUACCAAGUGAAGGAGAAACAGAUUCAGGCCACUCUGAAAAUGUUUGGUUUGGAUAAAACUAUUGAUGACGAUAUGGCUUCUGAUAUCCAGUCUCAACCAGAGAAUGAUAUGGUUGUCCGUUCACCAUGGCAACAUGUGUGUUUGUGGCCUCUUUUUGAAUAUGCCACCCUGGUGGCAGAGACAGCAAUUGUGCCACAACUCUACGCUGGUGAUGUGUCUGAUGGAUGUAACACUUUCAACGAUUUUUGUCUGACCUUUACCCCGGUAUCCCCAACACAGAUCAACAAAUACAGCAUGCUCGGACAUACUAACCACCAGCAGAUAUGUCGGAUGACCCUGCAUAAACAGUUGUUCAGGAAAACAUGGAACUGCACUGCUGUGAAACAUAUAGACUCCUGGCUUCUCUGGGGUGAACGGGAUGACCAGGAUGAUACAUCAAGUCAUGUCAAGGACAGCCUCUGUGGUCCAUAUUCAUUCCAUAUGGCCACGCCUACCUACACUGUGUGUACCUUUCUGUGUGGAGGUGGAGAGGAGAAGAGGUGCCUGGGGUUUGCCCCAUCUGACCUUCACUGUUUACAAGUGUCAUUAGGACAUUGGCAGUCCCAGGCUCAGAGACUGGCUCUUGUUGCCAGACAUCUUUGGUCACAUGGUCCAUUGAUGUCAUGCCAGCAGUACUCACCAUGGUUUUUAGAGAAGCAACAUUUACUGGAGGUAUUUGUCUUUUUCUUGAAAUCUGCCACCAUAAUUGUUUCCCCUGACAUGGGGGAGCACUCUAGAACACUCGUCAGUGAAAUCCAAUCCAUGGUGAUGAAAUGGAAUCAAGCCAUGAAACAUGAAGGCGGAGGUGAGGUUGCUAUUGAGCAGUUCUUGAGAGAAAGACUGGAAUUGUUUCAAAGUUGCUUGACUGAAAGUUUACCUGAUCUAGCAUGUCUGAUCCAUAGGAGUUUCUAUAGCUUGUAUAAAGUGUUUGAGGAACCACCAGUUAGUCUGAUGGAUGUGGGAACAGCCUGGCUCCACCUGGGCCUCCUACAGAGAAGGCUGUUGGUGCCAACUAUCGGUGUGGAUCCUGUAGAGAAAGUGGCAGUUAAACUCAAGUAUGCCAGGCAAGAGACAUCAUCAGUUGGGAUGACAACUGUAUCCUGCCCAAGUUCACCAGUCGAUGACACUACUGAGUCUGACUUCGGAACAUCAUCUUGUUUUACGUCUUUAUUGGCAUCAUCUGCUGGUCCUCCCUCCUCAGUAGAGAACUGGUCGUCACCAGGCGGACCAGUGGCAGACACAGGAGAGCCUGGAUCGUCAUCCGGAUCCCGUACUGCCGUAUCGCCUUCUUCAUCAUCUGACUCCGAACUGCCAGCUGUACAAGGUGCCAAUAAAACAUUUGUAUCCUCGUUGUCAGAGUCUUCUAUAUCUGCGAGGGCUAAGUUUGUGUUUUCCAUGGAAGGCUCAACCUUGCUAUCCAGAUUAUCCAAGGACAUUUCUUCGUGUGGAAUGUAUCCUAUAGGCAACAGGUUGUUUCUGUGUAAGGUUCUUGUCCUUCCCUCUGCUGAAUCUGGUUCCACUACGAACACAGGAAUAUUCGGGUUAGGUUGGUUAAUCACUGUACAGGCAUCUUCCUCCCAAAGGUCUUCCAGUUUGUGCUUCCCAUCAAAAGCAAGCUUCUUCACCAAUACACGAUCUCCAACCUUAAUAGGCAAUCCUCUGACCUUCAGGUCGGUGCGAAGCAUAGAGAUGAGGUCGCAGGAAAAUCUCGACGAUUCGGUUUCCUGUACUUGGAUACUAACUGCAUCCAUGGACGCAACAACACAUCUUGUCGUUGGACUCUUCUCCAAUCCUUUGAUGUCAUCUUCUCUAAAUCACCAACGCAAGGAUCCUCAAGGGCAUCAGCAACUUGUGCAGCUGGCAGACAUACAGGCCGAGCUGAGUGUUUAUGAUCAACAUCAUCUUUCAACCACUGGUCAACCCCUGUCCAGUCUACCUGACUACUUGGUACAUCCACGCAUACCUUAUUUGGUCGCCAUGACAAAACAUCUUCAGGAAAAGAUCACCAAGCUGGAACUGCAGCAGGCAUACCGACCAAAGCCUUCUAAGUUUAAGUUUCUUGUGAACGACCUCAAGGACUAUUUAUCAAGUGUCGGGAAUGAGGAUCACAUUCUUCAACUCCAGUGUAGACUUACAUCUGUCACCACGACAACAGGGAAUGAGUUUGCCGAGGAAAAGAUGUGGCAAAAGACUCAAGAAUCUUUCCUUGAUAACCUAGAUUCCCGGUACCCGGAGUACCGUGAUUUAGUGACCCCAUUUAGUCUGACAGUGAUGUUAAUUAGGCAUGGUAUGCGUCUAGUCACAGGAAGUGCUCAGCAGCAACUAGUCAGGCAACAGCUGAUUGGUCAAGAGUCACAUGGGAACCUGGAGGAAAAGUUGCUGAUGAUGGCCAAGUUCCCAACAAUAUCUGAAGCAUAUCCUAGUAACCUUGAUCUUGUGAAAUCUUUAAUCUCUGACCUGACAUCAAGCUUCCUUCUGACUGUGAUUCAGAGAAAAAACACUCAGGACACUAAAUACCAACAGAAAAAACAACUGAUUUCGAGGUUACUACAUGCCAGCCUUGACCUUUUGAAGUCAGACAGCCUAGUGAGGAGGGAGUUGACACCUGAUUUGACCUUCACCUUGUCUGUAUUGUUCCAUCAAUUUGUGACAUCUUGGCAGAAACAGGAGGAAGCAAGGAGAGAGCAAGAGAGGGAGGAAGAGAGUCUUUACAGAUACAAGUCCAAAGUCCACGGAGAUGAGCGACACAUAGAUGUCAUUGAAGAAGAAGAAUUUAGAAGCCACUUUCCAACAUUUGUUAAUGAAUUUGUUGACAUCACUGGCAAAGACACACUUGAGGAGUCAGAAGAGAUGGAGACUCCAAACAAUGUCGGAGGAGCUGAGCAAGAGGAGACAACUCCGGACAUGAUCACUGAGGAGGAGAUGUACCAUGUGUAUCAGACUCACCACCAGGUGUUCACCUCUCUCUGUCAGACUAAAUGGUUACCACGACUACCAGCUCCUCAGGUGAAUACACAGGACCUGGUCGCGCCCUCCUUGUCCACCUACUACGUAGGGAGUGUCAUGGCUACCCUAACCUAUGAUAUCUUAUCUAACAAAGUAGAUUCACAAAUUAUUGGAGGGCAUCUGUUGGCAACAAGGCUGAUUCUGGAGCAGAUUACUCCAUCUGUGUCCUGUGGUAAUGACCUUGAACGGAUGAAAGGAAAACCAACAUUUGACAUCUAUCAUGACCCAAAUGUUUCAGAGGUUGUCCAGUGUCGACCAGUACUGCAACGCCUGACUACCCGUGUUCAGGAGCUACUUUCUGAAUGGCCAGACCAUCCUACUCUCAGACAGCUAACAAAAAUUACAGAUAGGAUCUUAAACUUCCCAGUGACGUGUCCCAUAAUGAAGUUCCUGACAGGUCUAGAAUUACUAUUAGAGAAGGCACAGGAAUGGGAGAGCAAUGCAGCACGACAUGUAUCCAUGGCAACUCAACUGGCAGAUGUAUCACUGCUGAUCAUGCAGUGGAGGAAGCUAGAGCUCAGUUGUUGGAACCAGUGUCUGGAGUCUAUCAGGAGGAAACAUAAGUGCCAGACAAGCAGGUGGUGGUUUCAUUUGUAUCAGUUGAUUCAAGCCUUCUUGCAACACAGAUCACAGAUGCUGGAGGACAAUCAGGAUACUGAACCUGAGGAAGGAGAGAGUAACCAGAAUGAGAUUCUUAAGUCUCUUAAACAGUUCAUGGAGACAGCUAACCUUGGUGACUACAGUGUUAGAUUGGGCAUGCUCAAGGCUUUCCACUGUCAGUUGGUUGUCAUAGAGACAUCCCCAAAACAAGCCACACUGGUUUCAUUCCUGUGGAAUCUACACCAGUUCUAUGAUCAGUUUACUAAUGUUGUACAGAGGGAACUAGACAGACAGAUAUCUCCUGUACUGAAGGAACUCAAGGGCUUUGUGAAGAUAGCGCGGUGGACAGACAUGAAUUACUGGGCACUGAAGCAGACGACAGAGAAGACACACAGAACUUUACACAAGCAUAUGAAGUCCUUUAAGGCUAUAUUGGAGUUUCCCAUCCAAGGUAUACUGAAAGAGGGUAGUGCCAAUGUGGACAGUGUCAUCCAACCAUCCUCAUGGCUAAACCAACUGUCUGAGGCUGUGUCAAGUAUCAAGUUUACACUAACCCUGCAAAAGACUCCUGAUCUACUGACAUUCAUGUCAGAGGAGUUGUUCCCCUUGCAAUGUCGUCUGCUGGCUCUGUGUCACAAAGCAGGCAAACACCUUACAAAGUACACAGCCAGUACUGGGUAUACAGACUACAUCAGUACUAUGGAUGAGGCAACUGGUGAAAUCAUUAAGACAAUACAAGAACUACAGUCCCUUGAAGUGGAUCAGUCAGCAGAGAAAGACAAGCAGAAGGCAGAAGCCAAACACAUCCACCAAAAGAAAAGGAAAGCUUUGGCAGAUCUGUUCAAACAUCUUACAUUUAUAGGUUUGUCCUACAGGAAAGGUUUGGUGCUGAUGAAUAAGAUGGAGAGCCAGAAUGAGGCUCUGAUGGUGCCACCUGUUAAUAUAUCUGCGUUGGUGCAACAGAACACUCACCUGCAGUUAGGAGAGGCUAUGUCUGUGCUGGGAGAAGGCUGUGGUCACUAUUACAACAGAUGUAUAGCAAGGAAAGUCCGCUUUAUGGUCGCACUUCAGACACCCUCAAAUGAGCUCGGAGUAGGAAACAUUGACCGCUGUAAAGGAUUUACAGAGAACUUGUUUGACAUGCUGAUCCGUCAGUACCGAAGUCUAUCCAACAUCAGUGAAAGUUUCUGCCAUCUCAGUGAGUUAACCUCUGUGUUGACCAGACUAGAUGACGAUGGGAGUCGACCACAGCCCCCAGUUCAGCAAACGACCGACUGGAUAGCUCGGAUAAAGGCUAUGUUGGUUACAGUACUUGAGGGUGUGACACAGUUUGAAGCUCUCCUAAAUUGCUGCCCUUCUUCUGGAAAUGGGCCAUCCCCACACCCUUCACCUUUCCCCUCCUCACAGCUGUCACAAAUGGCACUAGUUUGCCAUGGUGACCAGAUCUGGAGUGAGGCAUCCAAUAGGGUCAAGAAAAUCCUCUGUAAUACGAAGGACAUCCAGAAUAAAAUGCUAAGUGUGACAGAUGGCGCUGGAAUACUGAUCUGUUGUCAACAGAUUGGAAAUGACCUCAAGGAGUUGCUGAACCAGCUGUCAGUGUUGUGGAACUCAGAGACUGGGCGUGCCUGUAGCUCCCUCUGUGGACAGAUGCUAGUGCGAUGUCUGCCCCUGAUUCAGCACUUCCUGUCAAUUGCUCAAUACAACUUCCUCCAUCAGUUGGCCAUCACCAGGACCACAGGCAAGCUGCUGUCCACUCUGCUGGGGGUCUUCACAGAACUGACAACAAAUGGUUUCUGUCUGCCAGCCGAGUUUGCAGAUGAGAUAGCAGGAGAAGGUGCUACUGACUUUGUCGACAUAGAAGGAGGAGGAAUGGGAGAGGGAGAAGGGGCCAAAGACGUCAGCGACCAGAUAGAGACAGAGGAUCAGUUGGAAGACACAAGACAACAAAACGAGAAAAAAGAACCAGAGAAUCAUCCAGACGUAGCUUCUGAGGAAAAUGCCAUUGAGAUGUCGGAGGACUUUGAUGCAAAUCCACAAGAUCUUGAGGAUGUAGACAAAAAAAGUGAAGGAGAAGAUGAGGAGGAAGAUGAUGAGGACAAGCUGGAUAAACAGAUGGGUGAGGUAGAUGAACAGGAUGCUGAUAAAUUAGAUGACCAGAUGUGGGGCAGCGAUGAUGACCAGGAGGAAGAAGAAAAUCAAGAGGACAAGAAGGAAGAGUCUGGUCCAGGAGCUGGACAGGAAGCAGAGAGCCACCUGGUGGCAAAAGAUGACAAUACCAACAAAGGAGAUGAGGAUGACACAAAGAACCAAGACAAGAAGGAUGAGGAUGAGACAGAAGAAAACAAAGACACCCAGCCUCAUCAACAACAGGAGAUGGAUGAGUCUGAGUAUGAUGAUGAUCGUAUAGACCCACAACAUGGUAACAAAGAUCAGCAAGAACAGCCAGAGGCCAUGGACCUACCCGAGGACCUCAAUCUGGAUGAUAAUGAGGGCGAGGAGAAGGCUGACGGUCCAGAUGAUGAUCCGACGAAACAAGAAGAAGGAAAAGAGGAAACUGAAUUUAAAGAGGAGAUAACUCCUGGAGAGGAAGAAGAAGUAGAAGACAAAGAAAACCAAGAAAAUCCUGAUGACAAUUCAGCAGAGGAGAAGGAGGAGAAAGAGGAAGACGGGUUUGAGGAAUCUAACAAUCAAAAUAAAAAGGAUAUGAUGGAUGAUCCUCAGAACAAUCCAGAGGAGGGGAAGGAUGAGGACGUACAGGAUGAGGACGUACAGGAUGGUACCCCGGGAUUUACUGCUCAGGAUGACAAAACAGAGGAGAAAGAGGAAGAGAUGGAAGAGAAUGAUCCUUCAACCAACGAAUAUGAAGGGCAGUCGACACAUGGUGUGGAGAAUGUUGAGCAGAGUGAACAGGCCCAGAGUCAGGCCGGAGAAAGUCAGAACGACCAGCAACAGAGUGAUAAUGUGGGAACCACAUCUACAGAACAGCUUGAAGGUCAUGAAGGUGAAAGUUCAUCAAAGGUCACUCAUGGAGCUGCCAGUCAGGACAACUAUAGGCCAAUGAAGAGGAAGCCAGGGCAGUCAGAUUCAGACCGCAGUCUGGGAUCUAAAGACAACAGAUAUAAGAAGCUAAAAACGGUUGAGGAAGUAGCACAGGGUGGAGAGGAGGAGGCAGGAGAAACAGAAUCAGACCUCUAUCAACACAUCAAAGACUCAAAGUCACAUGACACUCAGACCCUAGACACAGCAACAGAUGACCAACAACAGCAGCAACAGGCAUUGCCUAAUAUGGAAGAAGAGGAAACAGAGGUCACGCAACAAGACGAGGAUGUGGAUAUGCAGGAAGAGGAGACCAAUCAGACAGAGGAAAAGGCUCCCACAAAGAUGUCCGCCAAGUUAAAUGGAAAGAAGGAGGAGUCAUCAAAAGGUGUUGAUGAGGACGAUGUUAUGGAAACAGAAGAGAGUGUUAAACAUGAAAUUGAUGGAGAGGUUGCUAUGACAUCAAUGGUAGUUCGAGGACCAGAAUCUACCAUCCACACUACUGAUCAACAAUUACACAUAUUGAUAACAGACUUUGACAUGGAAAAGCUGAGAUCAGAACUAGAAGAACAGUUGGUCACUUGGUUUGAUGCCUGUUCACUGCAAAAUGAGAGUGUUGCAGCAGAAGCCUGGCACAAGUAUGAGGCAUUGACAGCUAGUCUGUCCCAGGAACUGUGUGAACAGCUAAGACUGGUUCUGGAGCCGUCACAGGCUACUAAACUCAAGGGUGACUAUAGAACAGGAAAGAGGCUGAAUAUGAGGAAGGUCAUUCCGUACAUUGCCAGUCAGUUCCGUAAGGACAAGAUAUGGCUACGUCGCACCAAGCCAAGCAAACGGCAGUACCAGAUUAUGUUAGCUAUUGACGAUUCGUCGAGUAUGGUUGAUAAUCACUCCAAACAGCUUGCAUAUGAAUCACUAGCACUGAUCGCUAAUGCUUUAACCUUGUUGGAAUCUGGAGAACUUGGGAUUUGUAGUUUUGGAGAAAGUGUUCGUCUCCUCCAUCCUUUCACUGAACAGUUCACUACUCAGUCAGGAGCUCGGCUUCUACAACACUUUACAUUUGAGCAGAAGAAAACCAAGAUUGCUCAGCUUCUCAAGCAGAUGACAAGUUUAAUGGUUGAUGCACGGUCUAGCCAACAGGGCAUGCAGGGUAAUCCUGACACCUCACAGCUGCUCUUGAUCGUGUCUGAUGGAAGGGGAUUAUUUGUAGAGGGAAUGGAGACAGUGAGGGCAGCUGUAAGGCAGGCUAGAGAAGCCAGAUUGUUCCUUGUCUUUGUUAUCAUUGACAAUCCAGAAAAUAAGGAUUCUAUACUGGAUAUCAAAGUACCAGUGUUCAAGGAAGCUGGACAGAUGCCGGAGAUUAAAUCUUAUAUGGACCACUUUCCUUUCCCAUUCUACAUUAUCCUACGUGAUAUCAACUCCCUGCCCACUGUUUUGUGUGAUGCCCUCAGGCAAUGGUUUGAGCUUGUUACUUCAGUGUGAUGCCAUCAGACAAUACACCCUCAGACCUUGGCUCCAGCUUGUUACUUCAGUGUGAUGCCAUCAGACAAUACACCCUCAGACCAUGGCUCCAGCUUGUUACUUCAGUGUGAUGCCAUCAGACAAUACACCCUCAGACCAUGGCUCCAGCUUGUUACUUCAGUGUGAUGCCAUCAGACAAUACACCCUCAGACCAUGGCUCCAGCUUGUUACUUCAAUGUGAUGCCAUCAGACAAUACACCCUCAGGCCUUGGCUCCAGCUUGUUACUUCAGUGUGAUGCCAUCAGACAAUACACCCUCAGACCUUGGCUCCAGCUUGUUACUUCAGUGUGAUGCCAUCAGACAAUACACCCUCAGACCUUGGCUCCAGCUUGUUACUUCAGUGUGAUGCCAUCAGACAAUACAUCCUCAGACCAUGGCUCAAACUUGUUACUUCAGUGUGAUGCCAUCAGACAAUACACCCUCAGACCAUGGCUCAAACUUGUUACUUCAGUGUGAUGCCAUCAGACAAUACACCCUCAGACCUUGGCUCCAGCUUGUUACUUCAGUGUGAUGCCAUCAGACAAUACAUCCUCAGACCAUGGCUCAAACUUGUUACUUCAGUGUGAUGCCAUCAGAUAAUUUGGUGGUUUAAGCUGGUAUAGGGUGGUUUGAAAACCAAGCAAAGUCACAUGAUUGCUGUUUCUGUCCAGCAAUUAAUCAUUCAAGUGAAAGAUAAUUUAUAUGUUGCAUGGUAAGUUAAAAAGAAUUCUUUGGAAUACUGGUAUGUUACUUUGACUUGCCUUACAUGGUAAUAUAAAUUGUGUAUUAGCCACUGUGAUAUCAUAAAUGUGAUGUCAUCAAGAAAUUAUCCACUGUGAUGUCAUCAGAAACAUUAUCCACUUUAAUGUCAUCAGGAACUUCUACUCUGAUUUCAUCAGGAACAUUAUCCACUGUGAUGCCAUCAGGAACAUUAUCCACUGUGAUGUCAUCAGGAACAUUAUCCACUGUGAUGUCAUCAGGAACAUUAUCCACUGUGAUGUCAUCAGGAACAUUAUCCACUGUGAUUUCAAUAGGAACAUUAUUCACUGUGAUGUCAUCAGGAACUUUCACUGUGAUGUCAUCAGGAGCAUUAUCCACUUUAAUGUCAUCAGGAACUUCUACUGUGAUUUCAUCAGGAACAUUAUCCACUGUGAUGCCAUCAGGAACAUUAUCCACUGUGAUGUCAUCAGGAACAUUAUCCACUGUGAUGUCAUCAGGAACAUUAUCCACUGUGAUUUCAAUAGGAACAUUAUUCACUGUGAUGUCAUCAGGAACUUUCACUGUGAUGUCAUCAGGAACAUUAUCCACUGUGAUGCCAUCAGGAACAUUAUCCACUGUGACGUCAUCAGGAACAUUAUCCACUGUGAUGUCAUCAGGAACAUUAUCCACUGUGAUUUCAAUAGGAACAUUAUUCACUGUGAUGUCAUCAGGAACUUUCACUGUGAUGUCAUCAGGAACAUUAUCCACUGUGAUGCCAUCAGGAACAUUAUCCACUGUGACGUCAUCAGGAACAUUAUCCACUGUGAUGUCAUCAGGAACAUUAUCCACUGUGAUUUCAAUAGGAACAUUAUUCACUGUGAUGUCAUCAGGAACUUUCACUGUGUUGUCAUCAAAAAUAUUAUCUAUUGCGAUGUCAUGAGGAAUAUUAUCUACUGUGGUGUCAUUACUCAUUAGAACCAUUCUAAUGUUAAAGAUUUACCCAGUCAAAAUACAAUUGAACUUUGACUGAAUAUAUAAAGAUAUUUAAAAUUGUUCACAUUCUGUUUUGAAUUUCACAAAUAUUUUAAAGGAACUUUGAGAUGUUGAGUAUACAUGUUAAACAUAUUUUUAGCUUACCUGGCCCAAAGGGCUGGAAGGUUCCUUUGAUGAAGCCCAACAAAGUUUGCAAAAAGAAAUUACCUUGACCCAUAUUCAAGGUCACAGAAGUCAAAUGUGUUAAAACCUUUAAACAACUUCUUCUUAAAUACUAGAAGGCCUAGAAUCAUUAUUUAUGGCUGGAAGGUUCCCUUGGUGAAGCCCAACAAAUUUUCCAAAAAGAAAUGACCUUGACUCAUAUUCAAGGUCACAGAGGCCAAAUGUGUUAAAACCUUUAAACGACUUCUUCCAAAAUACUGGAAGUCCUAGAAUCAUUAUAUUAGGCUACUAUGUUCCUCUUAUGGUGUCCUACAAAGUUUGCGUAAAAAAAUGACCUAGACAAAUCUGCAAGGUCACAGGUGUUAAAUGUCUUAAAACGUUUUAACAAUUUCUUCUGAAAUAUCAAAAAGCCUGGAAUCACAGGUGUCAAAUGUGUUAAACGUGGAACAUAUGCACAGAUAUAGUACUGUUGGUCAUAAAGAUGCAGGUAAGCGAUACAGGCCCUCUGGGCCUCUUGUCAUUAUAUAUCACAGUAUAUAGACUCAAUCAGCAUUUUUCAAAAUAAUUACAAGACUGUUAAAAUUGUGAAUCUGUGAACAAGUACAACUGUUUUAGUAUGUUUUACAGUACUGUUGAUACUGGGAUUGUCAUGUUUGUGGAGUAGAAGAGUAGAGUGAAAUUUUGGAUGCAUGAAUUCAGUUUGUGUGUAUGACUCUAAGGAGUGCCUGAUUAUAUACUAAUUGUUAGUGUAUUCUAAAGCCUUUUUUUCUUGUUAAGAAAUGUAGUAUUGUUUUUUUUAAUUAU